CCUGACGUCGCUCUCUCCCAUUGGCCCCACCGGCAACAUGCGCUCCGCUCCUCUCGUAUAAAGGCGCCCCUGGGCUCCCCGGUCGCCCCGACUCCAGCCCUCCUUCGCCUCCUGCUUCUCUUCUCACUCGUCCGAGGCACCCACCACCAUGGCCAACGCAGAGGCAUUCCUGGGCAAAUGGCGACUCAUUUCCAGCGAUAACUUUGAGGAGUACAUGAAAGACCUGGGUGUGAGUAUGCCCAUGAGGAAGCUAGGAGCAAUGGCUAAGCCAGACGUUAUCAUCACCAAGGAUGGCGAUACGUUCACAGUGAAAACAGAAAGCACUUUCAAGACAUCGGAAUUCAGCUUCAAACUGGGGGAGAAGUUUACCGAGGACACGAUAGAUGGCCGGAAAACUCAGACCCUUAUCACAUUAGAUGAUAACAAUGUAUUGACACAGAAGCAGCAGUGGGAUGGCAAAGAGACCACGAUAACAAGAAAGAUAGAGGAUGGGAAACUGGUUGUGGAAUGUGUCAUUAAUAAUGUCAAAUGUACCCGGGUGUACCAGAAAGUAUGAAGACACGGGCUUCCAUCUGGAAAUUGGGAGCUAAUGAUAUACAGUUCAGUUCCAGGAACAAACUAGACAACACUCUACAUUUCCCAUCUCUUCUUUCCCCUUCACCUUAUUUUUCAAAUAUUUUUGGAGGAAUCAGUACUGUAUACAAUUAAAUUUUGAGUCUUUGAUGUAACUACUAAAAACUAUUAAAUGUGAGAAUUUCAAGUACAAA
Messenger RNA from Anolis carolinensis (green anole), 767 nucleotides. RefSeq names its product fatty acid-binding protein 5. Gene Ontology annotation, cellular component: cytosol; nucleus. Gene Ontology annotation, molecular function: fatty acid binding. Lineage: Eukaryota; Metazoa; Chordata; Lepidosauria; Squamata; Anolidae. The transcript has 4 exons. The coding region runs from base 149 to 556 and encodes 135 amino acids. Gene Ontology annotation, biological process: fatty acid transport. The record is from RefSeq and is a predicted model, not a curated record.